Molecule: messenger RNA, 2558 nt
Organism: Sesamum indicum (sesame)
Lineage: Eukaryota; Viridiplantae; Streptophyta; Magnoliopsida; Lamiales; Pedaliaceae
Gene: GC2
Product: golgin Putative 2
Biological process (GO): retrograde transport, vesicle recycling within Golgi; Golgi organization
Cellular component (GO): Golgi membrane; Golgi cisterna
Source: RefSeq, a predicted model, not a curated record
UUGACAUGUCUCCUCCCACAGGCAAGGAAAACCGUCACCAACCUGUAAGCUUAGCGUUCAGUCUUUCGCCUCUUUCUUCGUCCUUCCCUCUUCACACUCUGCUGCUGAAAGCCAGAAGAGAAGAGAGAGAUCACGUACUCUUUGCUCCCGCUAGAAUGCGCUGUUCGUGAAUAACACUGAUACAGAAGCUUACAGCAAAGCUCCGCCAAUCCAAGGGCUGACGAUGGCUCACUGGAUCUCCUCCAAGCUCAAAGCCGCCGAAACCCUACUCCAACAGAUUGACCAGCAGGCUGCCGAAUCACUUCGUAAGAAUGAAAAACUGCUAUCGGAUGACCAAUUAGGUGCUGGAAAUUCGGAAAGAACCCUUGAAACUAAGCCAUUAAUUAAGGACCAGCUGAAGAAGAAAGGUCCAGAGAAUGUGGUCAGCCAGGAUACUACUCACAGUGAUAAACAUAAUUUAAAUGUUAUGAGUAGAAGUAAUAGUGAUGUUAAACGGGAUGAUGAAGCUCAGGGAUCACUGAAUGUGAGUUCAAAGUCAAAUAUGGGUAGUGGGCUUACGGAUAGUGAUUGGACAGAAUUACUGAGUGUGCCAGAUAAGAAGGGAGCGUCUGGGGGAAGGAGUCUGAGCCGAAGUAAUAGUCGAGUUUCAGGGGUUCGGGCUCUGAAGAAAGACGGGGUCAAGGUGGGAAAUUCUGGGCCAGGGUUGAAUCUUUCUGUGGUUAAUGGGAAGAGUGAAAAGAUUAGGAACGAUUUGAAGAGAGGAAAAUCAAAUGUUGGGUUGGAGAAUAAUACCAGUCCUGAUAGUGAUGAGAAGUCAAGUAAUGUCGGGGAUGCGACACCAAGAACUUCAAGCAUCCAGUCGCCAAGCAGUGGAGGUGAAAUGGAUCAAAGAGACAGUAAUUCAUCAAUUGUGAUUGGUUACACUAAUGUGACAAAUAUACGUAGAAUUGAGGGGGUGAAUGAUAUUGAAAACGGAGAGAAACUAAAUCCCGUAGAUGAGUCAGACCGUUCUUCAUUGAUGAUGCCGAUUUCUCAUGAAAGGGAGUUGGAUAUGAAGGUGGGGUUGAAUGAUAUUGAGAGGCUUAAGAGGGGAAUGAGCGGGAGCAACGAAUCAACAAUGAAUUCCCGGACUUCCAGUGCAAUGAAGAAGGUUUCUUCUUUAACAAGUCAUGGAGAGUCUAAUUCCGAGACAGAUGGAUCUUCAUCAUCGGACUCAGAGAGUGAAAGGGAAAGGGAAGAAAGGAGAAAGAGGAGGCAACAGAUUCUGGCAGAAAAAGCAGCUAGAAAAGCAGUUGAGGCAAUUAAAGAGCGCGAGAAUUUGGUUGCUAGAUUGGAGGGGGAGAAGCAGAGUUUGGAGAAAAUACUUGAAGAGCGAGCCAAACAGCAAGUACAAGAGGCUUCAGAACUACAGACAACAAUGAUGGAGACCAUGGAAGCAGUUGAACUAGAGAAGCAGAAACAUAAUGAUACUCGAAUGGAAGCCCUGGCACGAUUAUCGAAACUUGAGAGUGUAAAUGCUGAGCUUGCAAGGUCUCUAGCUCAUGUACAGAAGAAUCUUGAAGUAGAGGUUGAUCGUAUAGCCGAACUUCGCCUACAGAUUCAUAUGAAAGAAGCAAGUCAUGAAGAACUGAAAAGGAAAAUAUCAAGUGCACACCAAAAUGGUGGCCAAUUGCGAGCUUCAAAAGGUGUCGAAUUUGAACGGGAGAUGCUCGAGGCUGAAUAUUCCUUUAUUACUGAUAAAGUGAGAAGAGUACAAUACCAGGCCAAGACACUAGAAACAAGCAUCGAAACAACCCGAAGAGAACUAGAAGAUCCAACUGAGGUAGAGAUUGAGCUCAAGCGGAGGCUGAGUCAGUUGACUGACCAUUUGAUUCAGAAGCAAGCACAGGUUGAGGCGCUAACCUCAGAGAAGGCUCUGCUACUUCUUAGGAUCGAGGGAGUUUCAAGAUUGCUGGAUGAGAACAGGUCAACAAUUGAUUCCGCCGAUUUCCCCGGUACCUCAUCAACAAGCAAUGCAGAAUCAGGCAUAUGGCAACUCUCUAAUUCAAAGCUCAAGCCUUUAUGGAAAGAGAGAAUGCAAUCAGGGCAGCGACAUUUGGGAUCAUUUGUCCGACAGUUGGACUCAAUCUUCUGGACCGGUGCCGUGGUUCUUAGAAGAAAUUCGACAGCUAGGACUUGGUCUCUUGUCUACUUGGUAUGCCUUCAUCUCUGGGUAAUAUACAUUCUAAUGUCACAUUCUCCAGCCUCAGGUGAUAAUCGAUCUGGUGCCAUUAUCUCCCUGGAGAAUAUUAAUAACACGGGAGGCGUUUGAUAUUAAUGUCCUCCGUGUAUUUUUUUCAUUUAUUAGUAUCAUCUUAUAUUCAGAAGUGGCCUUCAUUGCUGGGUCUAGUUCAUUCAGUUUGCCGGAAGCCACAGAUAAACUUAAUGUAUAGAACAUGUUGAAUUAUUGAUGAAAUAUAGAGCAAUGUAUUGUACUGUUUGUAGUUCUGUGAGUUGACAUUUUCCCAUCAGGUGGGAGAAUUCGGAAGACCCAAUUUACAUUAAGUUUGAAUGACUAA